Cryphonectria parasitica EP155 is the source of this 1164-nucleotide messenger RNA. RefSeq names its product rRNA adenine dimethylase. Gene Ontology annotation, biological process: rRNA methylation. Lineage: Eukaryota; Fungi; Ascomycota; Sordariomycetes; Diaporthales; Cryphonectriaceae. Gene Ontology annotation, cellular component: mitochondrial matrix. Gene Ontology annotation, molecular function: rRNA (adenine-N6,N6-)-dimethyltransferase activity. The record is from RefSeq and is a predicted model, not a curated record. The transcript is spliced from 3 exons. Bases 1 to 1164 code for a protein of 387 amino acids.
AUGGGUGAGAAUAGCAGGAAGUCCUCGACAUCGGGCGCCGCCGCCAAGAACAAUGUCUUCAAGUUCAAUACGAACGUGGGCCAGCACAUUCUCAAGAACCCAGGCAUAGCAGACGCCAUCGUGGACAAGGCCAACCUCAAGCCCACCGACACGGUCCUCGAGAUCGGCCCGGGAACGGGCAACAUCAGCGUGCGCAUCCUGGAGAAGGCCAAGAGGCUCGUGGCCGUCGAGCUGGACCCGCGCAUGGCGAGCGAGAUCACAAAGCGUGUCAUGGGCACCCCGAGCCAGAAGAAGCUCGAGGUGCUCCUCGGCGACGCCAUCAAGCUCGACUUCCCACCCCACGACGUGUGCAUCUCCAACACGCCCUACCAGAUCUCCAGUCCCCUCGUCUUCAAGCUGCUGAGCAUGCCGAACCCACCGAGGUGUUGUGUCCUCAUGUUUCAGAGAGAAUUCGCCCUCCGCCUCACCGCCCGCCCCGGCGACCCCCUCUACAACCGUCUCUCCGUCAACGCCCAGUUCUUCUCCAAGAUCACCCACAUCAUGAAGGUCGGCCGGCAAAACUUCCGCCCCCCGCCCCAGGUCGAGUCCUCGGUCGUGCGCAUCGAGCCCAAGCUGGGCAAGGACAGGCCGGCCGUCAGCUGGGCCGAGUUCGACGGCCUGCUGCGCAUCGUCUUCAGCCGCAAGAACAAGACCGUGCGCGCGAGCUUCGGCACCAAGGAGGUCCUCGCGCUCGUCGAGAGGAACUACAGGACCUGGUGCGCGCUGAACAACGUCCCCGUGGACGAGACCAUCGUCGAGGACGGCGGCGGGGACGUGGUGGACGAGGACGCGAGUAUGGAUGUGGACGGGCAUGACGGCGACGGAGAGUGGGGGGGGAUUAUGGAUGUUGAUGGCGCUGCUGAAGACCAGGAGCUGGAAGACGAGGAGGACAACGACGACGACGACGACGACCUGCCUGCGUUCUUCAAGGAACAAACUGCAACCCACACGGCCAAGACGCCCAGCAGGAGGAAGAAAACCAAAGUCGCGGAGCUCGUGCGAUCCAAGGUCACGAGGGUCCUGCAGGGCACGGACAUGGCGGACCAGCGUGCGGGCAAGCUGGAUGAGAACGCGUUUUUGAAGCUUCUCUAUGCGUUCAACAAGGAGAACAUACACUUUGCGUAG